UGGUUCCUGAUUGGAAAUUAAAAAAAUUUAGAAGUAAUGUUCUUGUUUGUUGUUGUAAUUUAUAGGUUAUGUUAUGUUUACUAGUGUAGGUUAAGAUUAUGGUAUUUGAUAAGCUAAUACAAAUAUUCAUCUUCAUCAAAGUAUUCGAUACAAUAUUAUUUUACUGUAAUGGUGGCUGUAUAAAAUUGAAAAUUUUAGAUGAGGAUUUGAAAAAUUUUGGUUAUGUAUUUGGGGUUUAAGCGUGUGUCUUAAGGCCAUUUUUGAAAGUUCCAAAAAUGUUGUCCAACUUUAAUAUUCUGCAAUGAUCGAUAUGUAUAAUUGAAAUGGAUGAACAGAGUUAUUCUAGAACUCUAAGUUAUGUAGUCUGUGAGUUGACAAUGCCUGUUAAAAGGCAUGUUUAUAAUUUUGCAGUUAACAACCAAGGGUCAUUAAAUCAUCACCUACUUACUGCUGCUGUGAAAGCAAUUGGACAGUGGAAACACACAAAUUCAAAGUCUCGCAAGAUUUCUCUGAAUAGGCCCUUAAAUAAUGGUGUUUCUAGUCGUAAAAUUAAGUCUAUUGCAGUAAAAAACAAAGAUUCAGAUCAGGUGCAGCAGAUUUCUGAAGAAUGUGUUCUUGAAGAGACAGUAGUAGAGGAGGAACCAUCCUUUGAUAAUAUGGUUUUAAAGAAAGAUAUGAAUAGCUCUUCUAAGAUGGACACACCAGAAAAAAUAGAAAUAUCUUGUGAAAGUGAUGAUCAUAUUGUAAAGACUGUAGAUAUUAGCUCUAAAACUCAUUUUGUUUAUCAAGAUAGUAAUAAUUCCACUUGUGGAAUUAUAGAAGGAAAUAUGACGAAUGAAGAAGGAUUACCCUCUGACGAAAGUGACUUUGUAGGUGCUGGAAUAAAUUUUAAUACAGAUUGUGAAGUUAUUCAUUAUGAUAACAACUCAGAUUCGUGUGAUGACAUGUCGAAUUUCUAUUCGGACCCUCUACUCUUGUGUAGUGAUGAAGGUUUUAAAACCAUGUUUAGAAUUACUCGUUCUUCAUAUCAGAAUCUGUUGGAGCUUUUAUCAAAAGAGGAAAUGGAACCAAUUGAGAAUGUGCCUUUGUACAAGAAACUAUUGAUAGUGUUGUGGUUGAUGGGAAAUUCAGGUUCCUACAGUAGUGCUGCUAAAAUGUUUGAUUUGGCUGAAGAGGAUGUGGCAAACUGUUUUUUUGAUGUGUGUGCCACUUUGUACAACAAAUGUGAUAGCAUCAUCAGAUGGCCUACCCCUGAAGAAAGUAAUGAAAUUGCUUCUAGAAUCGAGAAUACUUUCGGUUUUCCUGAGGUUGUUGGUGUUUUAGGUUGCAGUUACUUUUCAAUUUCAAUUCCAAAAGAAGCAAUGUCGAGACGAGAACAUUUUAAUGCUAAAACUAGAACUUAUUGUAUAUCAUUACAGAUAGUUUGUGAUGAUAAACUUCUUAUAAGAGACGUUUUCCCUGGGUUGCCUGGCAGCAAACCUAUGGCUCAAGUAUUGAGGGACAGUCCACUCUGUGAGCAGCUGGUGUCUAAGGUCGAGCCACGACUGGUGGAGUCACAUAGGCACAUACUGGCUCGCAAGGAAUAUCCUCAGCUCACCUCCAUGCUCACUCCAUACAUCAGCAAGCAAGGCUGCUCUCUUUCUACAGAAGAGGAAGAGUUCAACAGACUCCAUGAAGGUGUUUGUGUGCUUGUAGACAAAACAUUGCAAAUGCUUCGAGACCGGUUUCUUAUACUAAAACUACUUGACCCAGAAAUUGCAACUAUGGUCUUAGUUUCAGCGUGUGUUCUCCAUAAUAUUUGUAUAGAAAACGAUGAUAUGUUUUGACAAGUAAGUAGAGAUAUGGCAAUAAUACACUUUGAAAUUAAAUGCAUCAAAACUCCAUUAAAUUUUCAUUUGACAUUUUUCUAAUUAAAUGUGUAAAAUAAAUAAUUUUAAGUUAAUUGACUUUCUAAAUCCCUGCAUACGUUUUUUUCCAAAAUGACAACUGUAUAACAUAUAUAUUGGCUAUGUCAACAAUUUUAAUUAACCUUUAAAAAGGUGCAAAUGAGGUGAAAUUAAAUAGGAAAAUAAGUUUAUAGACUCAGUAAAAUUGUAAUGUCAAUCACUACAGUAUGUAUAAGAACAACUUGAAAAUUUGUGGAAAAAUUUAAUGUAGGCAUUGAAAACUUGAAUAUUAAUUUAUGUAUUUUAAUUGUUAAAUGGAGUUGAAAACCGAAUGUAACUACUUAGACCUUUUAGGAGCAAAGUAAAGUUACAUGCCAUA
Molecule: messenger RNA, 2265 nt
Organism: Homalodisca vitripennis (glassy-winged sharpshooter)
Lineage: Eukaryota; Metazoa; Arthropoda; Insecta; Hemiptera; Cicadellidae
Exons: 2
Coding region: 324-1826 (500 amino acids)
Source: RefSeq, a predicted model, not a curated record